GGAUAUCGCGCUGUCCAUAGUUAAACUCUCUGUUGCCGACCCCAUGGUCUCUCAGAGAAGGCAAUGAGCCUCAGGCAGGGAGCCGGGCUAAGGUUCAUGUUAUGCGAGGUGCUGAAAUAAGGGCAGCGAGUCUGAAGAGGAGCUGUAGCGCUAACCUUCCAGCACGGCUUUAAUGGUAACCAUGGAUCCUCUGCAGGUAGCAGAGGAGGUGGUGGAGUCAAGUCCCAAUAAACUGGAGGAUAUAUAUAGGCUCCUGUCUGAGGGAUCUUUCCCAUCAUCUUUCUGCUCCAUCAAGAAGAAAAACCUUAAACGAUACGCCAGAAAGUUUACCCUGGAAGGCGGCUGCUUAUACUAUGUGGGAUCAAAAAAUGAAGAGAAACGGGAAGUGGUGGUGGAUCCAGAAAGAAGGCACCAAAUUUUCAUUGAAAGCCAUCUUACAGAAUCUGGCCAUCACCUAGGGCAGAAGAAAACUGCUAACCGGAUUCAAAGCAGAUAUUACUGGCUGGGAAUUGUAAAGGAUGUUAUUGACUGGAUCAAAAUGUGCGAGACAUGUCAAAAUGCAGAGCAUCACAAAAACACACCCAGAAAAUGCAAGCCUGUGAAAGUGGAUCAUCCUUGGGAGGUUCUGAGCAUUGCUUUUCAUGGGCCUUUCCCUCCAAGUUCUCAGCAGAACACCUAUGUAUUAACUGUAACAGAUUUUUAUACUAAAUGGAUAGAAGCUGUUGCCUUGCCGAAUAAUGAUGCUGCACAGGCCUCCAAGGUGCUGGCUAAUCUGUAUUACAGAUAUGGGGCUGCAAGAAAUAUUUAUUGUAAUCAAGGAUGGGACUUCUGUAAAGAGGUGAGCAGGAACCUCUAUGAGAGGUGCAACAUAUCACAAACACUAACGCAAGCUGAAGCAAGUGACCACACUGGUCUGGAUGAGAUGACCUAUGAAGGGCUGAAAUCCUCCAUAAGGAUGGCAGUGAGUGACAAUCCAAGUGAAUGGGAUGAACUCCUGGAAUCUAUUUUAUUCACUUUCCGAACAUCUAUCAAUCCUGUGACAAAGUACACACCUUAUUUCCUGAUGUUCAGUAGGGAGAUACAGUUGUCAUUGCAGACUGAAGCAACUGAAGUUCCCAAUAGCCAAGGAACAUCUAAUAGCAAUAAUGAAAGUCUCGUCCAAUACACAUGUGGAGUGCAGGAACAAAGAGCAGCAGUACGAGAAAUAGUACUUGCCAAUUUAUUAGCAACUGAAAAACAGGAAAGGAAAAGUACACCAAGGCCCAACAGAUGCUCGCCUCCAUCUUUUCAAGGGCAUGAUGGGAUUUUUGUCAGUGGUGCAGUUCAGCCUGUGAAAAAGUUCAAGCAUACCACUGUCAUGUCUUUUAAACUUAAAAAUGUGUUAUUUCCUGAAGGAACUGUAGCUGUUGAAGAAAUGACAAGCUGAUACUAGGAGUGUCUUUAUCACAUACUGAAGGGUUGUGGCCAAAAUUAUUUUGAUGGCUGCAUUCUAAAUGUAAUCUAUAACUGAAAUGCAAAAACAACAUGUUGUAGUUUGAGGUUUUUUUAUUUAGAAAAGGGUAUUUGUUUACCUUCUGUUAGAAACGGUUCCCAAGUGUGCACUAACGGAUAUUAUUUUAAAGGGUAAAUAAACCCAACUUUUAAUAGGGUUCAUUUUCCAAUUGCAAAUAACAUACAGCAGAAAAGUUACACAAAUAGAUGUCCCUUGCUGGCCUUUAAAUGCAUAGUAAGGUUGUUGUUGUUUUUUUAACCUUUUAAAAGAACUGAUUUAAAUUUUGUUGUUUUUUUUUAAUUUGUUAAAAAUCUUGUAUUUAGAAAAAGGUAUUUGUCUUGUACCUUCUACAAACUACUGUCCUCAAACGGAUAUUAUUUAAUAGGGUAGAGAACCCCAUUUAAAAUAGGGGUUUCCAAUAAAUUUCAUGGCACAUAACCCAGAAAGGGUUUGUACACUUGCUUGCAUUCACAUUAAUUAUUUUGGCAACAAGGAGAGAAACCGAUGGAGGGCUGAGUGAGCUUCUGGCACUGCUGUGCAUGUCUUGACCAUUAUUUGCUCAUUUGUAUAGUAGUAUCCUGUUUCUUUCAGCCUGCUUCAGGAUGCCAGUGCUUGACCCAUUGUCAAUGUCAGACUGACAUCAGGAGAAACUCCACUUGGCCUCACUGCACCUUGUGUGUGUGGGUGGGUGUUAAUGCUUGGCAGUAGUCGAAUCCACAAGUAAGAUGAUUAUUGGGGAGGGGGGUCGUGAAGUGGGAUUUCUAGGAGGACUAGAAAUCCCACUAGGACUAGGCAUGCGGCCCCCUAAAAUCCUGCCACCCUAGGCCCAGAUCUUGGUGGCCUCUCCACAAAUCCUGGCCUUUAUGCAAAUCAAUGAGGGGGAGGGAAAAAGAGACUUGAAAAAAAUAAAUCACAAUUUUUUUUAACUUUUUUUUUACUUUACUUUGUUUUGUGAUGAAAAGUCAUAUGAUUUUAAGGAUUCGGAUUCGGUUUGGCCAGGCACAAGGAUUGGAAUCCUGCUGAAAAUAGCCAAAUACCAAACUGAAUCCUGGUUUCUAGCAUCCCUACAAAAUAGAAAUAAAAACAAAUGUGUUAUUUUAGUAAAGAGGGACUGAAAAGAUUAAUAUGCCCUUUUUCAUACUUUUAUAUGGUAAUCGCAUCCAACAUUCUAGUAUCCAGCAAAGUGACUGAGCCAUUGAUAAGAUAUAUUUUUUUUUUUAUUGUUACCCUGUGAUAACACCCAACCAAUUCCUUUAAGUUCUUACUAAGCUCUAUUUCAUUCAUCCGUAUCAGGAUGAUGAUAAUAAUAAUCAGAUAUCACAAAUCUAACUGAUAUUUGCCAACAUGGUACCUGCAAACCUUUCCUCCCCCUUAUUGUGGGUUGUUUUCAGGUUUACAGACUAGCAACUGCCUUGUGGGAUUGCUGUACGCUCCCAUAGACGUACUUUAUAUUGGGCUUGUUUGGGACUUGCUGUUCACUACUUGAAAUGCCACUGCCUAUUUUGAAUUUCAGUCUAGACAUGACUGCCUUUAAUAAACAGCUAGUAUGUCCUAAGUAUAAUCAUAAGUACACUGUAUAAUAAUCAGAGAAUAGCAUAUUGUGCCUAGAGCAUUCCCUUUUAGGUACUUUAAUGUAUAUACAACUUGUAAUUCCCUUUAGCUUCCUCCAUAAAUAAGAAUGUGUUCUUCCAUCUGGAAAAGAAAAUGACCAAUUGACUGGCUAAGGGCAGAAGCUCUGAUGGUUUUGUUGGAUGAUGUACUGGAUCUUCCUGGUUUGUAUCUAUCGUUUAAUUUGAGUGAAGUCUUGCACUGUAAAUAUUUUAACUUUUUUUUAAAUUGUAUAAAUAUUUGAAUAACAUCUCCUGAAGAGAUAAUAAAACUAUAAUCUUG
Molecule: messenger RNA, 3382 nt
Organism: Xenopus laevis (African clawed frog)
Lineage: Eukaryota; Metazoa; Chordata; Amphibia; Anura; Pipidae
Gene: gin1.L
Product: gypsy retrotransposon integrase 1 L homeolog
Biological process (GO): DNA integration
Molecular function (GO): nucleic acid binding
Source: RefSeq, marked provisional